This is a messenger RNA of Heterobasidion irregulare TC 32-1, 1344 nucleotides long. RefSeq lists its product as uncharacterized. Gene Ontology annotation, molecular function: N,N-dimethylaniline monooxygenase activity; NADP binding; flavin adenine dinucleotide binding. The transcript is spliced from 6 exons. Lineage: Eukaryota; Fungi; Basidiomycota; Agaricomycetes; Russulales; Bondarzewiaceae. The record is from RefSeq and is a predicted model, not a curated record. The annotation marks the transcript as partial.
GACUGUACUGCGGUCACCGCUGAAUGGCUUGCGCGGCUCAAUAGCGUUGCCACCAGCGGCGACGUCAAUGCGUUCUCAGACCUCUUGUCCACCGGUUGGAUGCGGGGUACGUUUCCUUCAGAUCUCCUCUGCUUCAGCUGGGACUUUCGUUCUUUGGGCGGCCGCGAUAAGAUUUCCGCGUAUCUUUCAGAAGAUGUAUCCGAAAGCGGAGAUAGCAGCAACCACUCUCGUCUUGCUCACGCUGGUCUGUCCGACAUCGUCCUCGAAACUAGCUCGUCCCUUGGCCUACCUUCUUCUUUCCCGGUUCCCGACGAAUCUCUUAGUGCAUCAGGUGUCAUAGCUGCCUUCACAUUCACUCUCAAGAAUCCUGCUCGCACUGGCCGCGGUCUUGUUCGCCUCGUGCAGGACCAUUCCGAUGAUUCUACGAACGAGUCUGUAUGGAAGGCCUUCACCCUGCUGUUCAAUGCUGAAGACUUGGUUGGACAUGAAGAGCUCAAGGGGCGUCCUAUGAGUCCUGUUUGGGACCCUCAUUGGAAGUCCUGGUCAAAAAUAAAGGCAGAAUGGAUCAAGGGCGUCGAGUCGGAUCCCACUGUUUUGAUUGGUCCGUGUUUGUCAUUUCUUUUCAUCCUCGGCGGCGGUCAGGCGGGACUCAUGUGUGCAGCGCGCAUGGGCCGAAUGGGCAUCCGCGCUCUUGUGGUAGACAAAGUGCACAGAGUUGGUGAUAACUGGCGCAACCGAAUAACCUAUCCUAAAUUUCUACCUCGCGACGUCGUUGCCGACUUCCUUGAGGCCUAUGCUAUCGGCCAAAACAUCGCUAUCUGGCUCUCGUCCACGGUGCUUAGUGAUCCAAAUCCUGUAUAUGAUGAACAGACGGGGACAUGGACAGUGUUAAUACACAGACAAUACCCCAUCGUCAAAUCCCAGAUUGUCACUCUACGUCCAAGACAUAUUGUAAUGGCAACGGGGACUGGACAUGCUCAUAUACCGCAAUUGAAAGGAAUGGGAGAUUUCAAAGGCGCUAUCUACCACAGUGACCAGCAUAAAGAUGCUGAAAUAUGGGCCGGCAAAAAAGCAGUCAUCGUUGGUGCAGGCAAUGCCGCUGCUGAUGUGGCUCAAUCUUUUCUGUCGCCCAGUCAUCGUGCAGAAUCUGUCACUAUGAUCCAGCGCUCUGCCACGUGUGUCAUUUCAUCUCGAACCGCGGACAUCGCCCUUUUUUCCUCCUAUGAACCAGAGGCCCUUGCCAUCGAAGAUGCGGAUCUGCUGGAUCAUAGCAUGCCCUGUCAUCUGGGCCUUCAGCUAGCCGUAAACGGUGGAACUGAGCACAUAAAGGAAAUGGACAAGCAA